AUGUCCGCCGUGCCUCAGGUCCUCAUCGCCUUUGGACCGGAUGUCACCUGCACCCUCGACAUCUGCCCCAUCGAAUGGAGCGUCUACACCUAUCGACCUUCUCUACCGGCCAACAUCACCCUCCUCGCCCUCUUCGGUGCCGUGGGCCUCGUCCACGCCUACCUCGGUCACCGAUGGCGAGCAUGGGGUUUCAUGGUCGGUAUGCUCCUAGGUUGCGUCUGUGAGAUGAUCGGCUACGUUGGUCGUAUCAUGCUGUAUAAUGAUCCCUUUUCCUGGAUUGGCUUCAUGAUACAGAUCAUUUGCCUGACCAUAGCCCCCGUCUUCUUCACGGCAUCCAUCUACGUCACCCUAUCCAAGACAAUCAUCUACCUGGCCCCCGAGGCAUCCCGGUUCAGACCCGAGCUCUUCUACUGGGUAUUCAUCCCCGCCGACGUCAUCUGCCUGAUCCUCCAGGCCGCCGGCGGGACCCUCUCCACCCAGACCUUGGGUGGCCAGACGGGCGUCGACAUCUCCAUGGCCGGCCUGGUCCUCCAGCUCGUCGUCAUCCUCCUGUUCAUCGUCGCCUUUGUCGACUACAUCGUCCGGUACUGGCGGUCCGGCGGCAGGGCGGGCACUGCCGCCGCCGCCGUGACGUGGCGCCUCGCCGCCUUCUUCGCCGGCCUCUCCGCCGCCAUCGUCCUCAUCCUCGCCCGCUGCUGCUACCGCGUCGCCGAGCUCAACCAGGGCUACUUCGGCGAACUCAUGCACGAGGAGGUCUCCUUCGUCGUCCUCGAGGGCUGCGUCAUCGUCCUGGCCGUCGCCGCCCUCUUCUGGGGUCACCCUGGCCUGGCCUUUGGCGGUCGCGCCGGCCGCCCCACAGAGUAA
Molecule: messenger RNA, 864 nt
Organism: Geosmithia morbida
Lineage: Eukaryota; Fungi; Ascomycota; Sordariomycetes; Hypocreales; Bionectriaceae
Product: RTA1 like protein
Exons: 3
Coding region: 1-864 (287 amino acids)
Cellular component (GO): fungal-type vacuole; plasma membrane
Source: RefSeq, a predicted model, not a curated record